AUGAAUGAUGCUGAAAACAAUAUGUUUGGUGAUACAGAUGAUGAUGACUGGGCACCUGAUACUGAUGAAGAGUCUAUAGAAGUGGAUUGGACUACAGUGUUACCUACAGAUACAUCAUCAAUGCCAACUGAGAAUGUUGUGGAUGAGGACUCAGAUCAGCUAUACACUCCACCUGGUAGUGAAGAUGAAGAAGAGUAUCAACAUUUUUCAAAUUUUCAAAGCUGUGGAGAUAAAGGGUUCAAGUUAGGGCUGGUGUUUAACAACAAGGAUAUCAUUAAGGAUGCUGUCAAGGAGUAUGCAAUGGUUAACAAUAAAAAUGUGUACUUCAAAAAAAAUGAUGCAAAAAGGAUGGUGGUCAAUUGUGAAGAAGGCUGCAAUUAUCACUUGAGAUUUAGUAAGAGGGCUGGAAAUCAAUUUUGGCAAAUCACCUCCUUAUAUGAAGAACAUGCUUGUGCUAGGACUGCUUAUAAUAGGCAAUCAAAGACUGGGUGGUUGGCAAAGCAGUUUGUCCACAUUCUUAGGCAUACUCCUAAUAUGAAACCAGCAGGGUUGAUAGCUAUAUCAAUUGAAAGAUGGGGUGUGAAGCUGUCAACUGACCAGGCAUAUAGAGCUAAGAGAAAAGCUAUGGAAUUGUUACAAGGUGCUGGGAGGGAUCAGUUCACACAUCUUAGGAGCUAUGCACAAGAACUCUUGAAGUCUAACCCCAAUAGCAAUGUUAUUUUAAAGUGUAGUGAUUCAAGUAAUGGGCCUGUAUUUGAAAGAGUAUAUGUAUGUUUGAAUGCAUGUAAAACUGCUUUUGCAAAAUUCUGUAGACCUUUAAUAGGUCUGGAUGCAUGCUUUUUGAAAGGUGACUAUGGUGGACAACUGAUGGCAGCUGUUGGGAGUGAUGGGAAUAACCAAAUAUUUCCCAUUGCAUAUGCUGUUGUAGAGGCUGAGACCAAGGAUUCAUGGGAAUUGUUUAUAAAUCUUCUCUUAGAAGACUUGCAAUCAGUGAACAAUGUGUCAUAUGCCUUUAUCUCAGAUCAACAAAAGGGACUUGUACCAGCUGUCCAAGGAGUAAGUGAACAUGUUGAGCAGAGGCUGUGUGUGAAACAUUUAUAUGGAAAUUGGAAGAAGAAAUUUUCAGGUUUAGUUUUGAAGGAGGUCUUUUGGAGUGCAGCAAGGGCUACUACCAUUCCAGAAUGGGAGAGAGCAAUGAUUAGGCUUAAAGCCUUGAAUGAAGAUGCUUGGAAAGAUAUUAAUGAAAUACCUGCAAGAUUUUGGUCUAGGUCACACUUCAAGACACAUGUUAAGUGUGAUCUUCAAGUUAAUAAUUGGUGUGAGGCAUUUAAUAGGGCUAUUUUGGAACAUAGGGACAAGCCCAUUAUAAGCUUGUUAGAGGGGAUUAAACAUUACAUCACCAAGAGGAUUACAAGUCACAAGGAAAUGAUGCAAAAGUACAAUGGAGUGAUAUGCCCUAAUAUCCAAGCAAUUGUUGAAAAGAACAAGAAGAAUGCUCAUGGCUGGACUCCUACAUGGCAUGGUGAUGAUGACAUGGCAAUAUUUGGAGUUACUAAUGGGAUGGACACUUUCUGUAUCAACCUCAAAGACAAGACAUGUUCAUGCAGGAAAUGGAUGUUGAAUGGUAUUCCUUGCAGCCAUGCAAUCUCAUGUAUGUGGCAAAUGAAGAAAUCUCCAGAAGAGUAUGUUGAUGAUUAUUACAAGACUGCUAAAUAUUUGGAGUGUUAUGGCAACAUAGUUUAUCCAACUAAUGGACCACAACUGUGGCCUGUUAUUGCUGGAGAAGUUGCAGUCAACCCACCCUUGAUGAGAAGAGCUAUUGGGCGCCCAAAAAAGAUGAGGAACAAGUCAAAUGAUGAGCCAAGAAACCCUAAUGUGCUGCCAAGGACUUUGUCAACAGUCUCAUGUAGGAAAUGUGGAGCUGUUGGACAUAACAUUAGAAGUUGCAAGGGUAAAAGAGCUGCAGAUAGGUCCAUACCUGUUGGUGGUAACAAAAAGGCAAGGGCUGAGGCUGCUACUGCUAAGGCAAAGACUAAGGCUGCUACUGCUAAGGCAAAGACUAAGGCUGCUACUGCUAAGGCAAAGACUAAGGCUGCUACUGCUAAGGCAAAGACUAAGGAUGCUACUGCUAAGGCAAAGACUAAGGCUGCUACUGCUAAGGCAAAGACUAAGGCUGCUGCUACUAAGGCAAAGACAAAUGAACCUGACAUUGCUUCAUCAUCACAAGGACCACCUGCCACACAGCCUACUCAAGAAUAG
This is a messenger RNA of Vicia villosa (hairy vetch), 2259 nucleotides long. RefSeq lists its product as uncharacterized. NCBI's taxonomy places the organism in Eukaryota, Viridiplantae, Streptophyta, Magnoliopsida, Fabales, Fabaceae. Gene Ontology annotation, molecular function: zinc ion binding. The transcript has 3 exons. The record is from RefSeq and is a predicted model, not a curated record. The coding region runs from base 1 to 2259 and encodes 752 amino acids.